AAAUAUUAUUUUUGAUCUGUUAUAAUAGCGCACAAGCACAAACUAAUCUCUCUAAUAGAAGAGUUAUUGCUGUCCUCGAUAUGGCUUCAUAUUCAAGAAGAGAGCGCAAUUCCAGGACUAGAAGAAGCAGCAGAAGCAGAGUCCAUGAUACACAUUCAGUUCAUAAUGUGGAUGAAGAUCCGCUAGAAAACACUUGUAUAGACCUGACUGUAGAUGCACCCAAUGAAGAUGUGAUAGAUCUCACCAGAAGUUUUUCUGUGAUAGAUUCAUCGGUUGUGGUGUUACCUUUAGCAGAUGAUAUAGGUCUUGAGAGAAGAAGAGGAAGUGGAAGGCGUGGAAGGAGACGAAGUCGCACACCACGGUCUCGUAGGCCAGAAGUUCCUCCUUUAGAAGUACAUGUUCUUCAUUCUGAUGAUAGCAGUGAUGAACUCCCAGACAUCCCCUUUGAGGUGCCUCAAGAAGUUGUGUCUGCCAAUGCAAGCCUUUUAAAGUCACCAGAAGGUGUUAAAAUUUCAUGUCCUAUUUGUUUGGAUGACAUUAAGCAGAUCCAACGUAGCAAUCGGCAAGUGAUGUCUACAAUUUGUGGACAUAUUUUCUGUGAUGUAUGCAUCAAAGCUGCUAUUGCCUCUCAAAAUGUUUGUCCUUCAUGCAGAAAAAGAUUAACAGUACGAAACAUUCAUCCUUUGUUUUUAUAGCAAAAGACUGUUAGCACACCUCAUUUUAAGAUAGCUUACUAACUGAAUGACUGAAAAAUUUCUAAACAUAUUUUUUUUUAACUUGGUCAAACUUUUAAAAGAUCUAUUGUAACUACAAUCAUAAGUACAAUAUUGAUAAAACAGUACAUUUUAAUUUUAUUUUUGCUUUGAUAUUUGUAAAAUGAAAUAGUGCGAUUACAUUUUUUAAAACAUGUCUUCUUUUUGUAAAAUUAACUUAUGAUAAUUUUAUUAUUAUCUAUUAACUGUCGAGCUUGCCUGCUCUGUCUGAAUGUGCUAUUCUCUUUGAUUGGAAUCUUAUAAACUAAGUUUAUUGUGGAUGAUGUGUCAUGAACUCUGAUGAAGCUUGUGAGAUCAUACUUUGGAUACUAAUUAUAUAUAUAUGUUCAUUUCAAGUGUUAAGAUUUAUUUACACAGAAUGAAACCCAAAACUGAAUUUCUUUUGGUCUCCCUUGCAUAGCAAUGUCAACAUGCAAGUGUGAAGCUUUUUUGAUCAUUAAAGAGCACUUGACAUCAGUGUCAAUUAGAAAGUUUUGGAACCUCUUUUGCUUCAAAACAUUGUGUCCACUACCUAGCCAUCCUUGGAUCUGGGUAUUAAUUAUGUAUAUUUCCUUAUUAAAUUAUUAUUUUUGUUUCUGGAUACUUGUUAGGCUGCUUUUUUCCCCUUCAUUUGUGGAGACAUUUUUUUUAAUUUAAAAAAAAAAUGCUUAAAUGUAACCUAAUUAAUUUUUUUUUCUGUGCAUUAUUAUUAUACAUUUUUAAAUCACUUCCUAAAACAAUAUCAUGCUAAAAAGUUAUUUAUGCUGAAAAAUGUUUUUAACCAAGUUAUCAUUGUGAAAUAUUUGUUAUUUAAAUCUUCAUAAAAUUAUACUCAAUGUGUUCAAUUUAUCAUAAGUUAGACGCAACUGCAUUUAGGUCAAACACUGGACCUCAAUUUUGAGGAAAAAAUGUGUAAAUAUUGAGCUUUGUCUUCUUAAAAGUUUCAAUUUUAGCUCCAACUGUAACAAAAUCAUUCUAGCCUCAUACACUCCACAAGUAGGAUUCAUUACCGGUACCUUUUAAAGGAAUAAUGACUCCAUCUAAUUUAAAAUGUUACUGAAUAUAUAUAUUUUUUUUUGGUCACAGCUAAUUUCUAUUUUUCUUUGGUUCUCAAAUUCAAUAUUUCACAAUGUGCACCUCCCAUUAUUUAUUCUCACAAUUUACUUUCCAACCAUUGUGUACAGUCAUGUAAUAACGUGCCAUUAUUCACUGGCUAGGUCUGAAUUUAUAUCUGAUAUCUUACUCAGUGGAAGAAUACAAAUAGUUAUUUAAAAAAAUCUUUUGAGGUUGUCAUGAUGGAUAAACAUAAAUGGCUCCUUCUGUCUUGGAAGACAAUGGAUGCGCCUAGAUGAGUCACUGGUUUUGGUUUCCCCUUGAGACAGGGUAGAAUCUGGUGUGACUGAUGAAGCCAAUUCUGGAGAGGCAGAGUUUGCCACAGUUCAUGCAUGUGUAUGAAUUGUUUUAGGUCUAACUGUUAGGGUAGGUUUCUUUUUUAAUCACUUGACUAAAGUCGCUUUGUUUCUUUUGCUUUUGGCAAAGGUCGUGCCAGCACACAUAGUCUGUCUCCAUGCUUUCCGAUCUUGGGCUAUUUCCUCCCACAUACUUUCAAUGAUGGUUCUCUUGUCUUGCAGAUGUCUCUAUAAGUUAGUCUUGAGCAGCCCUUGGGUCUGACUUCCUUCGCAAGUUCAGCAUAUAGGAUAUCUUUAGGGAUGCUUCCAUCUGGCAUGCGUGUGACUGUCCGAGCCAGCUAAAUCUUCUCUGUGUCAGAAGAGCAUAGAUAACUAUGACAUGAAAUAUAUUUUGUGUUGUUCUACCUUUCUUUUAUAAAAUAGAAUUGCUCCAAGAUUUUGAGACUUAUAGAUAGUUUGUACAUUAAGAAAAUCUCUUAUAAAAGGUUUAAUAGAAUACACCAAGAAAUCAAAUUCAUCAAUGCUCUUUCCUUGAUAUACAUGUUGUUUUUUUAUGUACAUUUUUAAAAACAAAAUACUAUCAAAACUAGCUUUGACAUCUUUUACUAGCUUUUUUUUUAGUAUCAGUUAAUGUUAAUUAUAAUGGUACUAAAUUUACACCAUAAUUAUGUCCAGAUGGAAAAAAACAACAACAAAUUUUAUAACUUUUUAGGUGGCAAAUAUUUAUAGUUGUAGUCAUUUUAUCAAUUUAUUAAACAUUAAUUUGUUAUUCAUCAGAAGUAAAUUACAAUAUGUACGGUAACCCUGUUAUUAAGUUGUUACACUUCAUUGAUUCUGUAUGUACAUGUGUACUCAUGUCGAACAUAAAUUUAUACUUCUGUCCCCUGCACAUGGUUAGAUUUAGUUGUGUAUACAUGUUUUUCCUAGUAAAUAAAAAAUUGCUACAAAUUCUAUAAUUCUACUGAUUGACAUAUUCAACAUUGGUCUGUAACUUAGGUCAGAAUGACACUAAUGUAAGGAUCAGAUGUGAAACCAACAUGAAACAAACUUAUGGUAAUGUCUGUAGAAACACAUGCUGAAAUGUUUCUAAUUAGGAAACAAAAAAAAUGUACUCAAGAAAGUACCCAUGUUAUUAUUAGUAAUGGCUGAAACAGAAAGCAAAUGUUUAAUAUCUAGAACCAAGUGAGUAUGUAUAGAUCAUGUUUUGUACAAGUAUCUUUAUGAGAUACACAGACGUAACAAGAAAAUAAAAUGUUUUUGAUCUAUUCUA
Messenger RNA from Biomphalaria glabrata, 3431 nucleotides. Its product is annotated as E3 ubiquitin-protein ligase RNF4-like. The coding region runs from base 81 to 695 and encodes 204 amino acids. The record is from RefSeq and is a predicted model, not a curated record. Gene Ontology annotation, molecular function: transcription factor binding. The transcript has 7 exons. Lineage: Eukaryota; Metazoa; Mollusca; Gastropoda; Planorbidae. Gene Ontology annotation, biological process: positive regulation of transcription by RNA polymerase II.